Molecule: messenger RNA, 2768 nt
Organism: Haliotis rubra (blacklip abalone)
Lineage: Eukaryota; Metazoa; Mollusca; Gastropoda; Lepetellida; Haliotidae
Product: neuronal acetylcholine receptor subunit alpha-9-like
Exons: 7
Coding region: 461-1828 (455 amino acids)
Biological process (GO): nervous system process; chemical synaptic transmission; monoatomic ion transmembrane transport
Cellular component (GO): synapse; neuron projection; membrane
Molecular function (GO): transmembrane signaling receptor activity; extracellular ligand-gated monoatomic ion channel activity; neurotransmitter receptor activity
Source: RefSeq, a predicted model, not a curated record
AUUUUGUCACUGAAUUGGUGUUAUAUAACCGAUAAGACGGAUGACAGGACAUUAUGUAGUUAAUUUCAAUAAUACAACAUUUAAACCACUUGAUAUGGAGCACAGUUACACAUUCCGUUAGUGCAUUAAUACCAAGCCUGCUCAUACCUGUACAUAAAGAUUUAAAUGUCACAACCCCUGCACCAGAUCUUUGAUUAACAGGCAUUCUAAAGAUCAGGAGCAAAAUUGGUUUUAGUUUUAUCGAUAGGGUCAAACAAUCUGUUGAGAAAUCCAGCACGUGUUUUGAUAUUGAUAAAGUUGCGGCGUUACCAGCAGAGGAAUGUUUGCAGUACUGUAGUUUUCCUGCAAUAUGUGUCUAUCGAGCGGUCCUGGAGGAAACACCGUGACGAUACAGUCUGACUUCCUGGUAUUGCAACAGCUUUUACUGUUGCACUGCAUGUGGUCAUCGAGGUGUUGAAGCAUGUGUCAGGUGUACUACAUAUGGUUGGCUGUGUGUAUGUACAGGGCUGUUCUCUGCCAACACUGUAGAAGUUCCCCAUGCGAUAUCCUGGACAUCCUGUUGGGAUCCUACCAGAAGGAUAUCCACCCUCCCUGUGACACACCUGUGGAGAUACACCUUGGACUAGCGCUCAGACAAGUCGUUAGUCUGAGCGAGACCAAGCAGAUAUUGAGCACCAACGUCUGGAUGCGUCUUAAUUGGACUGAUUGUCGACUGGCGUGGAACGUGACCGACAUGAAUGGCACGGAGACUGUCCACGUUCCCUUCGACCGUAUCUGGACCCCGGAUGUCACGCUGUACGACGACACUGCCUUUGGAACGAACAUAGCCAUGUCUGAGAGGAAGUUCCAUAAGUUGACAGUAGGCAGCGAUGGCCAUGUGUCACAGAAGUUCCCCACUGUUCUCAGCAGUAUUUGCGAGGUCGACGCCACCUACUUCCCCUUUGACAAACAGGACUGUCCUCUACAGUUCGGCUUGUGGGUGUAUGACGACUCAGUGGUUGUUCUGAACGGCGACAUGAAAGGGGACACCUCCUUCUACCUAGAGAACGCUGAAUGGCAUCUCACGGGGAUUGGAGCAGUGACGAUACCGUAUUUGUUCAACGGUUUAAGCUACAGCACCAUAACCUACACUGUGUCCCUACAAAGACGACCAGCCUUCUUCAUGGUGACGUUCUUCUUCCCGUGUUUCCUCAUCUGUAGUAUGUCGAUCCUUGGGUUCUUCCUCCCCCCUGCGUCAGGAGAGAAGGUCGGGCUGGAGGUCACCCUGCUGCUGUCCCUGACGGUGUUCCAAUUUCUCACACUCGAUACGCUUCCACCAAACUCCAAACCACUGCCGCUUAUGUGUAUCUACCUCGUGCUGAUCAUGCUGCUGGCGAGUGCCUCGUGUGUGCUGGCAGUGGUUGUCCUGAGGGUCCACCUGAAGGGGGAGCAGGGCUGGAAGGUUCCAUCUCUGGCACGGUCUCUUCUCAUCAACAAGCUGGGCCGGCUACUGCGGGUCAAACGACCACACAUCCUCAGGGAACAUGCACAUGAUACUCUAAACCUAACCCCAAGUGUGAGAGAAUCGUCCCCUCCAGCAGACAUUGACGCGACAGUUUCAUCGACUUCCUCUGCAGAGUUCGGAAUCUUCUUACAAUCAUUUGACAGGAUCUCAAAGAGUUUGAAUCGCCUGCUCAAAUACCUGAAUGCUGAAAAGGAAGCACAUGAAUCAGUGGAGUACCAGGACUGGCUCACAAUCGCUCUGAUCCUGGACCGAUUCUUCCUCAUCAUGUACGCCUCAGUGUCUAUCAUCACGUUCCUGGUCUUCCUGAUUGAACUCACUGCCUGAUUCCAUGUACAGACAGACGGACAGUUGGUGGUCCCAUUGGCAGAGCAUAACUUGUGGUUCCAUUUACAGACAGUCACACAUUUGAUGUCCCCAUGGUCAGAAGCUGACGUUGUGUAUCCAUGGUCAACAGCCUGGUGCAUUGUUUACUUAAACUGUAUAUAUAUGUUGGAUGGGUGAAUGUGUGUGUGUUAUGGAUGAUGUAAUGAUAUGAUUUGCCAUUAUAUAACAUUAUGACACAUAUGUUUAUGAUUUGGAAAGAGAAAAUAAUUCAUUAUAUUCAAAAUCCGUAUAGAUCAUAUUUUUUGUAUUUUGGAUAAAGCAGAGUGAAGGUUUUGUAUCUCAAUUUUGCCGAGUAGUAAAUUUGAUUGUCAUCACUAUAACUAUAAAGACUGAAGGUGUUAUCUAUUUCAACUGGAUUAGAUUAUUCAAUUCUUGAAACUGAGGGAGGUCAUGGUUCGUGAGUAUAAAACCACAGAUGAGGAAGACGUUAUUUAGCUGCAAGGUUUGGUUGACCAUACCUUCUAUAGUUGUAUGUUAUAGUCGUUCUUGUCUUCCUCUUGCACUGUGAUUUACCUGCAUGUCUGAUUCAUCUACAAAGCAGGGGAUCAGGCUGUUGACUUGUCAUUCAAAGACACCAUUCAUUUUGUUCUUAUUUUACCAGACCGAAAUGUCUUGGAUUAUCAGUGAAGAGGAACAAGUUGCUUGUUGUCACAUCGAUGAGCGAGCGAGUCAGAUGGGGGGCAAGCGCUAUAUAACAAAUAAUCUGUAUAAUAAACUAUCACGACUCUCGAAAUCGUAGGAAAAUAUCACGAAACAAAUCAUUUUUAAAAUAAUAUAUUUAGAUAUUGAUGUAUUCAUGUACAUUUUCCCAAGUCCCAACAAUUCAAUGUUUGUUUCCAAGAUAAAGGUUGGACAAUAGGAGGGAGCUAGGAAUACUGUU